This is a messenger RNA of Prorocentrum cordatum, 771 nucleotides long. The record is from the annotation of a GenBank genome assembly. NCBI's taxonomy places the organism in Eukaryota, Dinophyceae, Prorocentrales, Prorocentraceae.
AUGGCGAGCUCCGCGAGCGUGCGGCUCCCGCCCGUUGGCAGGCAGCUCCAGCCCGCGCUGGCGUGGGCGGAGGCACCCAGCGCGGCCCCCGCACCGAGGCCACCCUCGACUCCCCGGGUGGCCCGCGGGCGCCCCGUCCCUGGCGUCCUCACGCCCGGCAGGAUCCGCAGGCCUCUCGGGCUCCGGCUUCCCGGGCCUCCGGCUGCGUCGGCUCUCCACGACGACCUCCCCGAGCGGAAGAGGCUCCUCGGCGCGCCGCGCUGGCACGUGGCCGGGGCGCUCACGGCCCCCGAGCUGGGCAGCAUGGAGCUGGUCGAGGCCAUGAGCGGCCAGACUUGCGACACCGAGUCGGCCUCCGACCUCUCCGAGGAGUCCCCGAGGUCUUCCAAGCCGGGCGCCGGGCGCCAUCGGACCGGCCAGGUGGCCCGCGAGGACCAGCGGCCCUUCUCCAGGUCGGGCCGCGUGCGUCCCAGUGGUGAGCCCUGCCAGCUGGAGGAGGACCGCAGGCCCGACCGACCUCGGCGGCCGCAGGCCCAACGCGUCUGGGCGACCGCGAGCGCCCCCGGCCAGAGGCCGCCCAGCCUCGACGACUGCGGCCUCGACGACCGCAGGAGCAUCCCGCGCUGCGCGAGCCCGGGCCCGAAGGCGCAGAAGCCGGCGAGCCCCCCCCCGCCCAUGCGCCCGCGAGCGGAGGCGCCCGCCCAGGCCCGCCCCAGCCACGCGGGGAGGGCGCUGUCGGCGAGGGGGAGCCGUCGCCCGCGCUGCGAGUAG